AUUUCCCAUCUAUAAAACUAGACAAAUUCUUCUUUUUUUAUUACUCAUCAAACUUUAGACAUCUUUAGUUCUUUCCCAAAAAUAUAUAUAUAUAUAUAUAUAUAUAUUUUUUUUUUUAAAAAAAAAAGAAGAAGAGAAAAGAACUCAAAUGUCUAAACAAUGGAUGAGCCUAGUGGGAGCAUUGUGGUUACAGUCUAUGGCUGGUACAAACACAAAUUUCCCAGCUUAUUCUUCACAAAUAAAAAAACUUUUAUCAAUUUCCCAAAUUCAGCUUAACAAUUUAGCAUUUGCUUCUGAUGCUGGAAAAUUACUUGGUUGGUUUGCUGGAAUUGCAGCUAAUUAUUUACCCCUUUGGGUAGUACUUUUAAUUGGCGCAACACUUGGAUUAAUUGGCUAUGGGGUGCAAUAUCUUUUUCUUAUAAAUUAUAUACAUUCCUUAUCCUAUUGGCAUGUUUUUUCACUCACUUUUUUAGCUGGCAAUAGUAUUUGUUGGAUCAAUACUGUUUCGUAUAUAGUAUCGAUACGAAAUUUCCCAUUGGAUAGACAAGUUGCGGUUGGAUUAUCGACUAGUUACAUAAGUUUAAGUGCCAAAAUUGUAACGGAUAUAGUUGAUGUCAUCAAUGUUUUCGCCCCUAGUGAUGAAAGGGCGAAAACUUAUUUGCUCCUGAACUCCGUUUUGCCUCUGUUGAUAGCGGUUGUUGCAUCUCCAAUUAUUCGCGAAACUAAGGUAGAAAAAUCAAGAAAGUUAUCGGAUGGGUUUCGAGUUAUGUUUGUUAUAACGAUUGCUACGGGGAUUUAUGCAGUGAUCACUAGCAUAAAGCCUGCGAUUUCGAAAUUAUUGCCAAGACUGUUGAGCUUAAUUGGUAUGGUAAUUUUCUUAAUGCUACCAAUUUUGGUGCCAUUGAGUGAAAGAAUCAAAGAACAUUGGCAUGGAAAAUGCUGGAUAAGGAGGGACCAAAAAAUAUGUGAUUUAAGUAAUUUGGAGGAGGAGAUUAGAACAACUGAAAAGGAGAAUAAUAAUUGUAUUAUUGUUAAUAGUGGGGUUAUUAAGGAGGAUAAUAAUGAUCUUGGAUGUAGUGUAAUGGAGGAAAUUGGAGCAAAGAAAAUGUUGAUGAAAUUGGAAUUUUGGUUGUAUUUUUUUGUUUAUUUGUUUGGUGGCACAUUGGGUUUGGUUUAUUUGAAUAAUUUGGGACAAAUUGCUGAUACUCGUGGAUGCAAUGGGACUUCUUCAUUGGUUUCAUUAUCAUCUUCAUUUGGUUUCUUUGGUAGACUUCUUCCUUCACUCUUCGACUACCUCUUCUCCAGGAGUAAAUAUGCAGUAUCAAGACCAGCUACCAUAGCAAUGACACUAGCACCAAUGACAGGAGCAUUCUUUUUGCUACUCAACAAUAGUCACAUUGCUCUCUACACAAGCACAGCCAUAAUUGGAAUUUGUACUGGAGCAAUUACUUCAAUUUCUGUCUCACAAACUACUGAGCUAUUUGGGGCCAAAAAUUUUGGUGUUAAUCACAAUAUUGUUGUGGCAAAUAUACCAAUUGGUUCAUUUUUAUUUGGAGAUUUGGCAGCUAUGUUAUACAGAAGACAAGGAAAUUCAUCAACAAGUGAUGGAAGUUGUUUAGGGAUGAAGUGUUUUCAGACAACUUUUGUUAUAUGGGGCUGUCUUUGUUUCCUAGGAACUUGUCUUGCUUUUAUUCUUCAUACAAGAACUCGAAAAUUUUAUCAACAUUUACGUGGAGGAAACUAAUAUAUAGUAUUAAUUUUAGGGUUAAAUAAUCAGUAGUUACUACGUUAUAUUAUACUAGUAUAUUGGACAGUACAGAAACUGAUGAUGAUUUAUGUAAUUAUUUUUUUGAAGUACGAUAUAGUUAUAAGAUGUAACGUUCAUACACCUAUCAUCAGUAUAAAUAGCUUUCUGCUUAAUGAAAUAUUUUGCCAAAUGAAUUACUAUAAU
Capsicum annuum is the source of this 1951-nucleotide messenger RNA. Its product is annotated as protein NUCLEAR FUSION DEFECTIVE 4. Bases 149 to 1744 code for a protein of 531 amino acids. Lineage: Eukaryota; Viridiplantae; Streptophyta; Magnoliopsida; Solanales; Solanaceae. The record is from RefSeq and is a predicted model, not a curated record. Gene Ontology annotation, cellular component: membrane. The transcript has 2 exons.